AUGACACAAAAGGCCCUCUCGACUUGUCGAGCAUGGUUUAUAGCAAGCGGUCUGCGGCCUUUUCUAGGCGAUAGGGGCCAUCAAUUUCACUCCUCCCGACGAGUCGCUACUGCUGUUGCCGCUGCUUCUGCUACUACGACAACUCAAAUUAUACCCGAGCCGCAUAGCCCAAUUCCAGUGCCAUCUGCUCGACCCUCCCGCCGGACACAGUUGAAGGAUGCGAAGCCAUUUUCGGACUUUCUUACAGAUACCUUUAAUCGGGAACAUGACUACUUGCGCAUUUCACUCACAGAAAGAUGCAAUCUCCGAUGUGUCUACUGCAUGCCGGAGGAAGGUGUUCCUCUCUCCCCUUCAAGGGAACUGUUGACGACUCCUGAGAUUGUUAUGCUGUCAUCCGUAUUCGUUUCUCAAGGGGUCAACAAAAUUCGCCUCACGGGCGGGGAACCUACCAUUAGAAGAGAUAUCUUGCCACUCAUGCAGCAGAUUGGUGCUCUUCGGUCGUAUGGUCUGCGGGAAUUAUGUCUUACCACUAACGGUAUAGCCCUCCACAGAAAGCUCGACGGAAUGGUCGAGGCUGGCUUAACUGGCGUUAAUUUGAGCCUCGACACUUUGGAUCCCUGGCAAUUCCAAAUUAUGACCCGACGGAAAGGAUUCGACGCUGUAAUGAAGAGCAUCGAAAAAGUUUUUGAGCUUAAUAAGCACGGAGCCGGUAUAAAGCUCAAGAUCAAUGCAGUUGUCAUGAGAGGAAUCAACGACCGGGAGAUAAUUCCAUUCGUCGAGAUGACCCGCGAGAAAGAUAUCGAAGUAAGAUUCAUAGAAUACAUGCCAUUUGAUGGCAACAAAUGGAAUAAGGGCAAAAUGUUUAGUUAUGCCGAAAUGCUGGAUCGUAUCCGCGAGGUACAUCCUGGUUUGGAAAAAGUACAGGAUCAUCAGAACGACACGAGCAAGACCUAUAGGAUUCCCGGAUUCGUGGGCAAAAUUGGUUUCAUCACGAGCAUGACACAUAACUUUUGCGGAACUUGCAAUCGUCUUCGCAUCACAAGCGAUGGAAACCUGAAAGUUUGCCUAUUUGGAAAUGCGGAAGUAUCGUUGCGAGAUAUUUUAAGAGAAUCAAACUGUGGAGAGCCAAUAGAUGAGGAAGCAUAUGAGGCAUUGAAAAAGGUCGAGGCGGAUAGGCGACAACAUACUUCAGACCAUACAGCCAAGCCUAAUUUGUCACCGAACGAACGUCGGCUUUUAAACGUCAUCGGCAUGGCUGUGAAAAGGAAAAAGGCCAAGCACGCAGGUAUCGGCGAACUAGAGCACAUGAAAAAUCGGCCCAUGAUACUCAUAGAUUCGCGGCGACUUAUACCAGCUAGUUGUUCACAAGUCAGAAGCCCUCAGCAUACACCUCUAAUCGCUACACGAUUUGUCCCUGGGCUAUCUAAUAUACCGGCUACCUUUACACAAGGACGGCAAAUGCGGCUGUUCUCGCAGUCAAGUCAGAGAAAUACCAAAAAAGAUAAGACCGUUGGUCUGACACAUGUGUCUGAGUCGGGUUCCGCCCACAUGGUUUCUAUCUCAGAUAAGACGCCCAGCAAGAGAGUCGCCAAGGCAGCCUGCAGCGUACUUUUCACCAAUGAGGUUGCAUGCAAACUCAUAAAGGAGAAUCAAAUCAAAAAGGGCGACGUUUUGGGAGUUGCCCGGGUGGCCGGGAUUAUGGCGGCAAAGAGAACGCCGGACCUCAUCCCGCUAUGCCACCCUAUUGCCAUCACUAAAGUCACGAUCGAUCUAGACGUGCGUGAGGAUGAGACUGGAGGAAGCCGAAUCGAAAUUGAGGCCACUGUGGCCUGCGAUGGAAAGACGGGGGUAGAGAUGGAAGCUCUGAUGGCCGCUUCGACGGCUGCGCUCACGGUCUACGACAUGUGUAAGGCGGUAGAUAAGGGAAUGAGGAUCCAAGACCUAAGGGUGACCGUAAAGGAGGGCGGGAAAAGCGGCCGAUGGGUUGAGGGUGUUCCUGAUAAUCUAAUGGGGGUCGAAUAG
Messenger RNA from Hypoxylon fragiforme, 2022 nucleotides. Its product is annotated as molybdenum cofactor biosynthesis prote. The coding region runs from base 1 to 2022 and encodes 673 amino acids. The transcript is spliced from 2 exons. Gene Ontology annotation, molecular function: metal ion binding; cyclic pyranopterin monophosphate synthase activity; GTP 3',8'-cyclase activity. Gene Ontology annotation, biological process: Mo-molybdopterin cofactor biosynthetic process. The record is from RefSeq and is a predicted model, not a curated record. Lineage: Eukaryota; Fungi; Ascomycota; Sordariomycetes; Xylariales; Hypoxylaceae.